Messenger RNA from Zasmidium cellare ATCC 36951, 903 nucleotides. RefSeq lists its product as uncharacterized. The record is from RefSeq and is a predicted model, not a curated record. Gene Ontology annotation, biological process: DNA recombination. Lineage: Eukaryota; Fungi; Ascomycota; Dothideomycetes; Mycosphaerellales; Mycosphaerellaceae. Bases 1 to 903 code for a protein of 300 amino acids. The transcript is spliced from 2 exons.
AUGUCGUCGCCAAUGUCCAUCAAGCGGCGCAGGCUGAAUGAUGCCAAAACCAAGCUCAGAAAGCCUUUUGUCUCGCCCAUGCGCACGCACAAGACCGAGCGGACGCCAUUGAAGGAAGACACCAGCAGAGCCAAUGUCGCAUACCCUACCUACACGCCGAGCACACUGGCACAUACCAUCAAGCCAGCGGUACCAACAUUGGGACCAAUAACUACCAAAUCAGCACCUUCACGAUCAAGCUUCGCUCCAGUCAAGUCCACGCCCAUCAGGAAACAGAAAUCCUUCUCCGCCCUGUCCUCCUCCAAGAAGACCAUCUCCCCAGAAGAGCAAGCCGUCAAAAAGGCAAUCUCCCAAACCGAAUACCAAAUCCGCAAAGUCCAAAACGAACUCGACACCCUCCAGCAAGCCCACAAACUCAUCCACUCCACCACCGACGACGAAUUGCGCGAGCUCUCGGAGAAAUGGCGGCUUUGCUCGCAAUCCGCCGCUGAGGAACUCUUCGGCGACGUGAAAGAGCGUGUGCAGCGGAUGGGCGGCGUAGCUGCUUGGCGAGACAUGGAGAAGAGGAAGUACGAGCGGGCGAAUGGAAGGGGGGAGUUUGCGCCGCAGGAAGAGGAACAAGGGGACGGUGAUGCGGAUUGCGAGUUUGAUAGUGAGGGCGAGGAGUUGCCCGAGGCAGAGCAGGAGCAUCGGAAGAAGAUCAAGAGGCAGGCGUUGCAAGAGGCGAGGGAUGCGGCGGAUGUGCCUGAUGAGCCGGAGGUUGAUCCUGGUGCGCAGAAGACGAGGGUUUGGCAGGAGGAUGGCAAGGAGGAUGAUACGUUUACGAUGGAUAUGAUGCUGCGGUCCCUCAACAUCGACCUCGGACUCAUCGGCUACGACAAGGAUGCGCAGAGGUGGACUUGA